AUCCGAAAUCCCGCGCAGGCGCCAACUCUCGCGAUCUCCGAAGCUGCUUACAUAUUACCCACAAUCCCCUUUUUCUUUCUCUCUACUCCAGCCCGGCAAGAUGCCCAAGGGAAAGAAGGCCAAGGGGAAGAAGGUGGCCCCGGCCCCCGCCGUCGUGAAGAAGCAGGAGGCGAAGAAGGUGGUGAAUCCUUUGUUUGAGAAGAGGCCUAAGAACUUCGGCAUUGGGCAGGACAUCCAGCCCAAGAGAGAUCUCACGCGCUUCGUCAAAUGGCCCCGCUACAUUAGGCUGCAGCGGCAGAGGGCCAUCCUCUAUAAGCGGCUCAAAGUUCCUCCUGCCAUUAACCAGUUCACCCAGGCCCUGGACCGGCAAACAGCUACCCAGUUGCUUAAACUUGCCCACAAGUACAGGCCAGAGACCAAGCAGGAAAAGAAGCAGAGGCUGCUGGCCCGCGCUGAGAAGAAAGCUGCCGGCAAAGGGGAUGUCCCGACUAAGAGACCACCUGUCCUUCGAGCGGGCGUCAAUACAGUCACCACUUUGGUAGAGAACAAGAAGGCUCAGCUGGUGGUGAUUGCCCACGAUGUAGACCCCAUUGAGCUGGUGGUCUUCCUGCCUGCUCUGUGUCGCAAGAUGGGGGUCCCCUACUGCAUCAUCAAGGGAAAGGCCAGGCUGGGGCGGCUGGUCCAUAGGAAGACGUGCACCACUGUUGCCUUCACACAGGUUAACUCGGAAGACAAGGGUGCUCUGGCCAAGCUGGUGGAAGCUAUUAGGACCAAUUACAACGACAGAUAUGAUGAGAUCCGCCGCCACUGGGGAGGCAACGUCCUGGGUCCUAAAUCUGUGGCUAGAAUUGCCAAGCUGGAAAAGGCAAAGGCCAAAGAACUCGCCACUAAACUGGGUUAAAUGUACUGCUGAGUUUUCUGUACAUAAAUAUAAUUAUAAAACUU
Molecule: messenger RNA, 945 nt
Organism: Microtus ochrogaster (prairie vole)
Lineage: Eukaryota; Metazoa; Chordata; Mammalia; Rodentia; Cricetidae
Gene: Rpl7a
Product: ribosomal protein L7a
Biological process (GO): ribosome biogenesis
Cellular component (GO): ribonucleoprotein complex
Molecular function (GO): RNA binding
Source: RefSeq, a predicted model, not a curated record